Acanthaster planci (crown-of-thorns starfish) is the source of this 2243-nucleotide messenger RNA. RefSeq lists its product as uncharacterized. Lineage: Eukaryota; Metazoa; Echinodermata; Asteroidea; Valvatida; Acanthasteridae. The record is from RefSeq and is a predicted model, not a curated record.
UCGGACCCGAUCAGAUCACCUUUUCAUAGCCUGACUGAGAACGUGUUGUUCUUCGUGUACGGCUCGACCCAUAUAGCCAUGGCUGCAACAGUGCUCAAGACUCUCUUUUUGUUUUUGAUGCUUCUCUCCACUGUCAAGAGUAACUGGGAUGGUGAUAACAGUGACCCAACACUGGCAAAUUUGGGAUUUUAUGUCCACAACAUGACCUGCAAGGACGAUACGACUAUUUGUCAGCACUGCGCCCAUCUUGACCUUGUCGGAAGACCAUUUAUUCUCACGACUGAAUACACGUCUGGUCCUUACAAGUUCAAGUAUUACUUUGAAGACGGAAUGCAAGAUUGGAACAUUUAUUUCGCCCAAGAGGACCAAAGUCAAGAGUACCGAUGGUGUGAAGAUAUAUACGACAUCCUGGACAUCAGUACAACUGUGAGAGUGGCUUUGUGUGUCGAGAACACCUUUAGUGACAUCUCAGUGCCUGACAAUUGCCCCAAACCUGUGGCUUUGGUCAGCUAUGACUAUCAUCCAUCAGACGGACAAGUGAGAGGUCAGCAAAUGCUGUAUUGCCUGUCCUAGAUUGGUGGUGUUGGCCGAGCGACUCAUUGCCACGAUGUGGAUUCGUAAGGAAUUUGUAAUAAGCCUCGUGUAACGCUUUCAAAAUGAUUGAAAAGGAAAAAUAGUUUCAUAGUUUGGUUAGUUUGGUUUUCUUUACUCCAAUUUCUUCUUGGCUAACAACCAUUUUUCAUAUCAAAUUGACCCUUUCCCAUUCCUCAGCAUUGAAGAGUUGCAAUCAGACAUGGGUCACUUAUAUGAUAUAGGGAAAUUGUGUCACCCGUGGAAGUACAGUUUACUGCUGUUAAAGGAGUACAAGAAAAAAAGAAACGCACAACUCGACACUAGAUCAUUCAUGCCUACAUGGUGAAUUAUUGCACGAACAAAUUAUUUUUAUUUAAAAUAAAUGGACUACCUCUUUUGUAAAAUCAUUCAAUCUGUAAUGAGUAUUAUCGCUUAAAACAUUUUUGGCAGUCUAACAACAUGUAGUGAACCUUGCUAUAUAUUUUUAAAUGUUCAUCGGUCUCAUAAAGCAAUAUCUAUGAAUGAUGAGGAUUGCAAGCAUGUCAAACAUAAUUAGAUGCAGUUAGUGGCGAUGAUGGUGGCUUGUAGGAGUUGGUGAUUUGGUGUUGGUGGGCUCACUUUAAUGAUAAAAACUAUUUAGACCAGAAAGUAAUAGUUGAUGAAUUUUAAAGGCUUUCCAGAGACGAAGUGAAAAAAAAGUGCAGAAGGUGAGAGAAACUGAAAUUACUUGCCAUGUACAUUUUCAAUAGGCCGCUCAAAUUUGUGCCAUUUAUGCGCACGCGCACAUAAAUGAGAAUUUUUGACUGCCUUGUGAACUGGCCUCAGCUAUACAACAUGUGCACUCAUGUGCAGGUUGUGUUGAAAAAUGAAUUGGUAUCUUGGGAAUCUAGCAGGUACUGAAACGGACUGUAAUAAUAACAUUUUGUCACCACUUAAUUAGCUACAUACAACAGUUGGCGGAGGCCCGCCGGAGGAGGGCCUCCAGUGCAGCGUCCUGACAUUCUUGUAAUUGUGUUAUAUUUUGGGCACACAGCGGUAAAGAGGUUUUUGUGAGUUACAUUUGACCAAAUUCUGGUAAACUGAGUUGUUUAAAACCACGUAAACAUAACAAUUUGAAUUCUUAAGACAAAGUUGCCGUGUCUUGUCAUUUGGGACAAGCCUUCGCUUAGUUACACGAGACACGCCUUUGCUCCAAUACAUAGUUCUCAUAAUAAGAUAUAUAAAAGUACAAAACAACAGUCCAUUCGAGAGAUGGUGCAAAAGCUUGCCCUGAUUCACGAGGUACUACAACAGUGUCUUUAGUUUUGGAAAUCUCAAUUGUUAUUUUUAUGUGCAAUCAGAUAAAUCAGUCUACCAGAUUUAUUCAAAGUUAGAACACUUACUAUGGCUUCCAUUUUGGGAGUCUUUCCUUUUUUUAGGUCAUGCACAGGAAGGGCUUGGCUAGUUUCCGGGGAGAGAUUGUCCAACAUUAUUCUCUUUGGGUGUACGUGAGUUUGUUUCUGGGACCCUGAACAAUAGAGGACAACAAGGUCCCCGAUUGAGAGAGGGUCCUUCACUGACAACUGUGUACAAAACAUAUGGGUGGUCAAACAAAAGAGGAACAAUAGGGGGUCCCCAGUUGCAGGCAAAUACACACUCGCGUGUGUGCGUAUUUGUUGGAGGAAUUGUAG